CCUUGACCAACUUCCUGUGCAAUUUUGACAACUUUUUGACUACAUAAUUAUCCUCUCAAGAAUAUUUUUUCAGAGGAAUGAUCUAGUUGAAAUUUCUUGAAAAAGAGAGAAAAUUUAGCUCUCUCUUUCAGUUUUAUUUCUAAUAUUUCAGUCUAAAAACAAAGAAUCAGCUCCUUUUACUAAAUUCAAGCUUUAAAAGAUUAACGUUGGAUGAAGAGCUUGGGUAGUAAGUACAAUUGUUCCCUUGCUACAUUCCAGCCCUGACCUUGAGUUCACUGUAAAAAUCGAGAUUUUGAAGGAAUAGAUUUUACUGAGACUAAUUACUGUACAAAAUUAUUUAGUAGGAAACGGCUUAAUAGGUCCUUCAGAAUUGUUCUAAUUAUUCCUCUUGUGGCUAAGGUUUUUGUGUACCCUUUCACCAAGAAGAGUAGCGAAUUACUGAAUAAUUUUAGAAAUGUUGAGGUUGAUCAUUUCUAUUGGAAGAUCUACAAUAUUCAGAGCUCAUGGAUUCGAUUUUGAUGAUCAUCAAGACCACUUUUCCUAAGAAUCUGAUUCUUUAUGAGUACUCUCAGCUAGUAAGGAUUUUAUCCGAUGUGAAGAUACUUUUGGAAUAAAAAUGGCAUAAAAGGUUAAGCCUACAACAUUCUAUAAAGAGACUUGAUGGCGAGAAAUAAGUCAAUUUAAUCAACUGAAGUGAAAGAUCUGGUAAAAAUGAGUGAAAGAUCUGGUAAAAAUGAGUAAAACUCUUGAAGAUACGAUUUGCGAUACAGAAAAAUGCUUAAAUCUUGAAUGAAAGCCUGGAGACUAAGCAGCUAAAAUCCUGAGCCAAAGAGGCUAUGAUUCAAGCCCUAGCGAGUUUAGAGCCUGAACUAGCCAGUACCAACUAUAAGGAGUAUCAGUUUCAUGGCGAGUUAUGAAGAAGUUACAAACAACAAGUUUAACUUUUAGCAAGAUUAAACUUUAAUAUUUCUAAC
Messenger RNA from Moneuplotes crassus, 974 nucleotides. The record is from the annotation of a GenBank genome assembly. NCBI's taxonomy places the organism in Eukaryota, Ciliophora, Spirotrichea, Euplotida, Euplotidae.